AUGCCAAGUGACGGUCCUCCCAAGGGAAAUGUGACACACAGAAAGCCAGAGACAGAUUUAAGUGUCUUUGAAGAAGACCCCCCGAUGGUCCCAGCAAUUCACAUAACACCGUCGAUGCCGGGAAAUUGGGAAAAUGCUGCAACUCAACCCCGAGAACAACACCUUGCAUAUCCUAAAAACGGUUGCAUCACUACCAAACCAGUGGGAGAGCUGAUAACAAUUCCCCCCCCAACACACAAUGAAGCCAAGCCAGUUAUGGAACGUGCAGCCUUAACAUUAUCUCGUGGUACAUAG
This is a messenger RNA of Podarcis lilfordi (Lilford's wall lizard), 294 nucleotides long. The record is from the annotation of a GenBank genome assembly. Lineage: Eukaryota; Metazoa; Chordata; Lepidosauria; Squamata; Lacertidae.